Penicillium manginii is the source of this 414-nucleotide messenger RNA. Its product is annotated as histone H3 family protein. The transcript has 3 exons. The record is from RefSeq and is a predicted model, not a curated record. Gene Ontology annotation, molecular function: DNA binding; protein heterodimerization activity; structural constituent of chromatin. Gene Ontology annotation, cellular component: nucleosome. Bases 1 to 414 code for a protein of 137 amino acids. Lineage: Eukaryota; Fungi; Ascomycota; Eurotiomycetes; Eurotiales; Aspergillaceae.
AUGCCCGUGAAAACCGCAUCCAAAGUCGGCAAAGGCCGCCCAGCACAAAAAUCAACAACGGGCCCAAGCUCCCCAUCAACGCGCAAAACCACCGGCACACCGAUAAAGAAGCCCGCCGGAAAGCGACCAUCAAAUGUACAACCCGGCGACCCAACCCCCCAAGGCCGACGCCGCCGCUACAAGCCCGGAACAGUCGCUUUAAAAGAAAUCCGCCGCUACCAGCGCAGCUACGACCUAUUAAUCGCAAAACUCCCCUUCGCCCGCCUAGUCCGCGAAGAAGCUUCCGAGGCAUUUCUGGUCCAUCUCUUCGAAGACACGAAUUUAUGCGCCAUCCACGCGAAGCGCGUCACUAUCAUGCAAAAGGAUAUCCAACUCGCGCGGCGGAUUCGGGGCGUUUGGGCGGGAUUGGGGUGA